Acanthosepion pharaonis is the source of this 654-nucleotide messenger RNA. The record is from the annotation of a GenBank genome assembly. NCBI's taxonomy places the organism in Eukaryota, Metazoa, Mollusca, Cephalopoda, Sepiida, Sepiidae.
AUGGCCCAGCGCAUCACUACAGCUUUCUGGGGAAAAAUGAUCUAUAAGGGACCAAUACACCUAUAUCUAUCUAUCUAUCUAUCUAUCUAUCUAUCUAUCUAUCUUAUUCUCUUCAUAUCUAUAUAUCUAUCUCGAUCUUAUUCUCUUAUCUAUCUAUCUAUCUAUCUAUCUAUCUAUCUAUUUCAUUUAUGUCAUUCUUUCAUAUCUAUCUAUCUAUCUAUCUAUCUAUCUAUCUAUCUAUCUAUCUAUCUGUUUCAUUCUUUUCAUAUCUAUCUAUUUAAUUCUUUAUCUAUUUCAUUCUUUUCAUAUCUAUCUAUCUAUCUAUCUAUCUAUCUAUCUAUCUAUCUAUCUAUCUAUCUAUCUAUGUCAUUCUUUUCAUAUCUAUCUAUCUAUCUAUCUAUCUAUCUGUUUCAUUCUUUUCAUAUCUAUCUAUUUAAUUCUUUUAUAUCUAUUUCAUUCUUUUCAUUUAUCUAUCUAUCUAUUUUUAUCUAUCUAUCUAUCUAUCUAUCUAUCUAUCUGUUUCAUUCUUUUCAUAUCUAUCUAUUUAAUUCUUUUUAUAUCUAUCUUUUUCAUUCUUUUAAUAUCUAUCUUUUUCAUUCUUUUAAUAUCUAUCUAUCUAUUUUUUUCUUUCUGUAUUUCAUUCUGUAUAUAUAA